AUGCUCGGAGUCGUUGGAUUUUUCAUAUACGGAAAAGAGAAUAUUCGCCUAUUCGAUUCAGUGAAUCCGCGAUAUGCGCAACAGCUGCUGGAAAUUGAGAUGUUUACGUUCUGCUCAUUGGAUAUUGUUGAUGAAAAAGCCACGAAGGCAUCGGAAAUGUUCCUGGGACAGCUCUACAAUGAUCAGAAGUGGAGAUCAUUCGGCUUUGUCACCAACACCGGCGUUCGCAUGAUCCUUGCACUCGAUGCCACGUCGGCUGCCUCGUUGAAAGAUCAGGAGAUUCGACUAAUCUUCAAACGAUUCCACGGUCACUACUGUAACACAAUCUCCAACCCAUUUUACGAGAUCGGAACGCCAAUGCAGUCCAAAUGGCUGGAUGAGGGAAUUCGGGAUUUGUAUUCGACGAGUGAUUAG
This is a messenger RNA of Caenorhabditis briggsae, 414 nucleotides long. The transcript is spliced from 2 exons. Gene Ontology annotation, cellular component: nucleus; TRAPP complex; cytoplasm. Bases 1 to 414 code for a protein of 137 amino acids. NCBI's taxonomy places the organism in Eukaryota, Metazoa, Nematoda, Chromadorea, Rhabditida, Rhabditidae. The record is from RefSeq and is a predicted model, not a curated record. Gene Ontology annotation, biological process: endoplasmic reticulum to Golgi vesicle-mediated transport.